This is a messenger RNA of Lucilia cuprina (Australian sheep blowfly), 2485 nucleotides long. Its product is annotated as neprilysin-like. The transcript has a single exon. NCBI's taxonomy places the organism in Eukaryota, Metazoa, Arthropoda, Insecta, Diptera, Calliphoridae. Gene Ontology annotation, biological process: protein processing. The record is from RefSeq and is a predicted model, not a curated record. Gene Ontology annotation, cellular component: plasma membrane. Gene Ontology annotation, molecular function: metalloendopeptidase activity. Bases 275 to 2299 code for a protein of 674 amino acids.
GAACUAGAACUGAACUAGAACUGAACUAGAACUAGAACUGAACUGAACCAGAACUGAAUGAGAACAAAAAAAACCGGUUUAUUUUUCUAGUAAAUGGCGCUGCCUCAAUAAUUUCAAUUUAUUUUUUUUUUUAUAAAUUCUGGCGCUUGUAUUCAUAAAUAAUUUACAAUACUAUUGCAUUCUCCUAUCAGCCAUUCUUAUCGCUGACCCCAAGAGAAAUGCAUAUAUUCCAUUUAGUUCAAAUUGAAAUUUAAAUCUUAAAGCACGCGUUAAAAUGAAAGCUUUAAACAUAUUUUUCAUUAAAUUAAUAAUUUGCCUAAUUUUAAAAUGUGCCAAAUCAGCUGAUGAUCCCAUGGAUCCCUGUGAGAAUUUCUACAAAUACGCCUGUAGUAAUUAUAGUCAGCUGAAUCCUGAUCCCAACUAUAGCGAAAUAACACAAAAAUUGGAUUAUGAAAUAAAUAAAAAGUUAUGGCAAAUAUUAAAUAAGAAAAGUCGUAAACCGUUUGAUGACACUAAUAUACAAACACUUUAUGAGAAAAUGCUUAUAUACUUUGAUGCAUGUGAAAGUGAAACACGGAGAAAUUUACGAAAAUAUUUUAAUGAAAUCAAACCGAGCAACAAUUUAAAUUUGCCUUUAUGGGAGCACAAAGAUCAAUGGUUGGCGGCGGAUGAAAAUGAAAAGGAUAUUAUUAUUCAUAAUUACUUAGAACGUAGAGAUAUAAUGAAAAUAUCUUGGCGUAAACUGCAACUAUAUACUGAAUUUGAUUCAUGGUUUAUAUUGAAAUUGUUUAAGCGUAACGAAACUACAGUUAAACAGUUUGAUUUUUGGUCUUUAUUGGGAGAUAUACAAUCGUAUGGUUUAAAUAAUGUUAUAGUAAAUCAUCAAAUUAUCAGGAAUAAAGAUAAUUCUCUUAAUAUCUGGCUGACUCCAGCUUUUCUUGAGGAAAAGGGUUCCCUGCCCGAUACCACCAUUCUGCAAGUAUUGCUUAUGGCUUUGGGUAUAGAGGACACAGAGCCAUUAAUGCAACAAUUAAAUAGAACCGAUUUAAAAUGGCAAAAUCUAACGCAAAACUAUGCCGAUAUAGCCGAGAGUAAAGAGACGACAUUGGACAACAUAUCUGAGCUCUAUCCUCGCCUUAGUUUAAAAUUAUAUAUUGAAAAUCUAUUAGGUUCAGAGCUAAAUAAUCUCACAAAUAUAACUUUAGGAAAUCCGGAAUAUUUUGAAUACCUUAAUGGAAAGCAAUGGACUAAUGAAGAGCUGGAACAUUUGUGUAAUUAUUUAAUGAUAAAGUUUCUGUUUUAUUUAGCAGAGGAUAGUACAUCAACAUUUACUCCACUCGAUUGUAUAAAAGAUUUACGUCGUAAAUUUGAUUUGGCUGUAAAUUAUGUUUAUUCUGAAGUGUUCUAUAAAGGAGAAGCAAUACAAUUUAGUGAAGCUUUGAAUAAUAUAUGGUUCAAAAUAAAAGCCGUAAUGGUGAAUAUUUUUGAAGAGAAUUAUUUAGGACUUUCUGAGCCACAAAUUGUUUAUCUAAAGGAAAAAUUGGCUGGUAUUAAUGCGAAUACAGGAAAUUUACCCCGACCUUCUUAUUCCAAUUUACAAGACUUCUAUAAGGACUUAGCCGGCUUGGAAGAUAAUAAUUACUAUAAAAAUCAUUUGUUGCUAUUGAAACAACGUUUUCGUAAAUCUUUAUAUUAUGCUCAAACUCAAACGCAUUUCAUAGUGUCAGACAAUCGUAUGGGUGGUGUUUCCUCGCCGUUUUAUGCACUUCAGCAAAAUAUGGUGAUUAUACCAUUUGGCAGUUUUCAAUUACCUCUAUUUAACUACACCCAAACACCUCUUCAACAGUUAUCACUAUUCGGUUUUGUCUUGGCUCAUGAGCUAACACAUGCAUUUGAUACAACCGGCUUAAAUUAUGAUAAACAGGGCUUUCCUUUAACGUUUUACUCAGAUAUAAUGGAUCAUUCUAACUUCUCCAAGUCCAUAGAAUGUAUGCAACAUCAGCAGUCUACGGAUGACAUUGAUGAACGUAUUGCUGAUCUCUUAGCUGUACGGGUGGCUUAUCGUACUUACUUGGAAAACUAUGCAAAAGAUGAUGGCGAAACAGAUGAUUGGCGAAAAGAGUUUUUUCUAAAUUUGGCACAAUUUUUCUGUGGCAAAGAUAAUAUCAAUUUUAUUGAACAUGAUUCUGAUGCUGUACGUGUGCAGCAAAUGUUAAUGAAUUUUCAACCAUUCUCAGAGACUUUUGGUUGUUUGGAUGGCAGUACUAUGAAUCCGAAAACUAAAUGUAGACUUUAUUGAGGAUAUCGUGGUUUCAUAUAACAUAAUUUCCUGUGAAGAAGGGAGUGGAAUAUACUUAUAAAAAUGUAUAUAUGUAUGUAAAGAAAAGUAGAAUAGGUGCUAAUGUAUUGUAUAUAUGUAAAUAAAGUAAAAAACAAGUAAUAUUUCUAUAUUCGGCUGUGCCGAAUCUUUUAUACCCUUCACCAA